This is a messenger RNA of Coccidioides immitis RS, 1109 nucleotides long. RefSeq lists its product as uncharacterized. Lineage: Eukaryota; Fungi; Ascomycota; Eurotiomycetes; Onygenales; Onygenaceae. Bases 71 to 511 code for a protein of 146 amino acids. The transcript has 3 exons. The record is from RefSeq and is a predicted model, not a curated record.
CCAAAACAGAGCCUCAUAUGCUAUCCCUGAACAUCGGUUUUCAGAAACAAAAUUGACUGUGCAUGGCAAUAUGAUCCGAAUCCAUUUGAUCACCAUUGGCGAUCGGACCUAUAUCAAAGACAUAACCAGCCCGGCGCAUAUUUUCUAUGAGAACGGAUCAAUACUGUGCAGCAGUAUUCUGAGAUAUAUACCACUGGUGCUUGUGUCUGCUUUUCUACUUGACUGGAUUCUCUACAUGUUUGUACACCAAUGGAAGUCUGGGCUACUUUCAACUACAGUAACAUUUGGAUUUAUACUGUACUCGUCUGUGGUGAUAGAUAUCACCCAGGGCAGAAUGGCUCAAAGAAUGAUUCAAGAUUAUAAGCUUGACAAAAGCAAAUAUCUUGCAAUCAGGGCUGAUGAAAUGGGUGUAAUAGAUAUUGCAUUCCAACAGAGCCAUGCCGGGCCAAAAUGGAUUCUCAACAACCUUGCCUAUCCCUUUAAAGCUAAGAUUUCUGUGAUCCGUCUCUAAAGUGCCGUGCAAUUAUUCCCCUUAAUAGGAGUGGAGCGGAACCAUAUUUUUGCAGUAAACUGAUUCCUCCACAAGACUCUUGGGUUGAUUCUGGAUUCCCUGUGGAAUCUAAACUCACACUCUCAUCUGCCCCGUUUGCAUACUUCGCAAAUGCAACUUACAUCCCUUUUGCUACAUUGAAGAACAUCAACUUUGAUGUUGAACCAUCACAGCUUGGAAUCACAAAUAUUGAAGUCAACAUUCCAAAUCCAUGCAACAAACUUUAUUCUGUUUGUUUUUCUAAUCCUCCUCACUCUUUGAGAUUUACUCUUUGUGGAAGAACAGUUGUUGGACAUACGUUUCAAUACCCAUAUAUCCAGUUUGAAAUCAAUGGUUGUUGGGCACCUCCAAUUCCAUCUCAUUGCAUUCGUCUUCGCCCAUCCAUUGUGGUGAAGAAUGUGUUGGGAAUCUGGUGGAGUAAAUCUUUUGCAUUUAUUCCCCUUCAGGUUGGUGUUGUUGUUUUGAAUAAAGCAAAUCUCAUAAAUACAGUUAUCUAAGAGAACGAUUUUGUUAUGACUGCUGUUUUAGAUGUAAAAAUGAUGUUGUGGGACUCUCUUUG